UUUCGCCAAACCUCUUUCGGAAGUGAGUCGUAAGAGCCAAGAUGGCGCAGGGUUGGAUCGAGUUAGCGGAAGAAGCUGCUGUCGAUUAACGAAAUAAGUGGACCCGUUACACAUCGACAGCAGCAGCGACAUCAACGGUGACGCUCAGGCGAAACGAGCCGUAUCGCUGAAUCCGGUGGUGAUGGCGGAGCGGCUGGUGGAAUGUGCGUGGAAGAGACACGUGUCGGAACAGCUGAAGCACAGAGACCGAGUGCAGAGACACGCCUUUGAGGAAAUUGUCCACCACUAUCAUAGACUACUUGAGAAGUCUGACCUCCAGACUGUCCUGACAGAGCGAUACCAGAGUGACAAAUAUGAUGUCCAGAGGGGACAUGAGACCAGUUCUGGGGCGGACGCAAGUCGCAACGAUGCUUUGCAGCAGGAGAUGGCUCAGAUGAGAAUCAAACAUCAGGAGGAACUAACGGAGCUACAUAAGAAGCGGGGAGAGCUUGCUCAGAGUGUGAUCGAACUGAACAACCAGAUUCAACUGAAGGACAAAGAGAUCCAGAGCAAUGAAGCCAAGUUAAGUGAGUAUCAGCAGCAGAUCGAUAACCUUGAGGGCGACUGUCGGGAACUCAGGAACUACCUGCAGGACCUGGAGCGAGCCAAUCAGACGCUAAAGGACGAGUAUGACGCCCUGCAGAUCACUUUUGCCGCCCUGGAGGGCAAACUGAGGAAGACAACAGAGGACAACCAGGAAUUGGUCUCACGCUGGAUGGCCGAGAAGGCUCAGGAAGCCAACCGGCUAAACGCCGAGAACGAGAAGGAAGGCAGACGCAGACAGGCUAAACUACAGAAGGAGCUGGCAGAUGCUGCCAAGGAGCCGCUGCCCAUUGAGCCGGAUGACGACAUUGAGGUCCUGGACCCAGGGAAGGGAGGAGAGGCAUCACCCAACAGACCACUUAGCAGGACACCCAGUAAGAAAAUAUCUCAGCCACCCCCUGGUGGUCUCCUAGACUCCAUCUCCAACAUCUUUGGCAGACGUCGAUCAACAAACUCAUUCAGCACUUCACCCGAAAACACGGAGACACCGUCGGGAGUGUGCGCGGAUGUUCGAGUCCCAUCCACUGCUCUGCACGUCUUUGAAGCACAUGAAGGCGAGGUGAACGCAGUCAGGUUCAGCCCUGGCUCUCGUCUCCUGGCAACAGGAGGGAUGGACCGCAGGGUGAAGCUGUGGGAGGUUGUUGCAGGUCGUUGUGAGUGUAAAGGAGCUUUAACUGGCAGUAACGCGGGAAUCACCAGCAUCGAGUUUGAUAGUGCUGGUUCGUACCUGCUUGCUGCCUCAAAUGAUUUUGCUAGUCGCAUCUGGACAGUGGACGACUACAGACUGAGGCACACCCUGACAGGUCACAGUGGGAAGGUUCUUUCAGCUCGUUUCCUAUUGGACAACGCACGCAUCGUUUCUGGAAGCUACGACCGAACUCUUAAACUGUGGGACCUGCGCAGCAAAGUUUGUAUGAAAACGGUGUUUGCUGGCUCCAGCUGUAACGAUAUUGUGUGUACAGAGCAGUGUGUGAUGAGUGGACACUUUGACAAGAAGGUUCGAUUCUGGGACAUCAGAGCAGAGAGCAUCGUCAGGGACCUGGAGCUUCAGGGCAGAGUCACAUCUCUGGAUCUGAACCACGACAGAACUGAGCUGCUCACCUGCUCCAGAGACGAUGUCAUCAAGAUCAUUGACCUGCGCACCAAUGCCAUCAGACAAACCCUCAGAGCUCAGGGCUUUAAGUGUGGAGCUGAUUGGACCAGAGUCACCUUCAGUCCAGACGGUAGUUAUGUGGCAGGAGGAUCAGCUGAUGGCGCGCUGUAUGUGUGGAAUGUCCUGACGGGGAAGGUGGACCGGACUCUGGACCGGAACCACAACUCUGCCAUAAACGCAGUGUCGUGGUCGCCAUCAGGAGCCUUUGUGGCGAGUGUGGAGAAAGGCAGCAAGGCCAUUCUGUGGUCUGACAUGUGAUUGGCUGAAAUAUGUUCAAUCGAAUGAGACAGAGACUCUAAUGCUACCACAUGCUGAUGACGUUUACCUGUUACCUGUUUUUAACUGAAGUGUCCUAAUGUCGUCAUGGAGACAAGACUGGUUAAUAAAAUGUCCAAGAACA
Messenger RNA from Solea senegalensis (Senegalese sole), 2135 nucleotides. RefSeq names its product ATG16 autophagy related 16-like 1 (S. cerevisiae) (gene atg16l1). The record is from RefSeq and is a predicted model, not a curated record. Gene Ontology annotation, biological process: autophagosome assembly; negative stranded viral RNA replication. Gene Ontology annotation, cellular component: autophagosome membrane. The transcript is spliced from 20 exons. The coding region runs from base 182 to 1993 and encodes 603 amino acids. Gene Ontology annotation, molecular function: protein binding. NCBI's taxonomy places the organism in Eukaryota, Metazoa, Chordata, Actinopteri, Pleuronectiformes, Soleidae.